Hemibagrus wyckioides is the source of this 1852-nucleotide messenger RNA. RefSeq names its product putative methyltransferase DDB_G0268948. NCBI's taxonomy places the organism in Eukaryota, Metazoa, Chordata, Actinopteri, Siluriformes, Bagridae. The transcript is spliced from 6 exons. Gene Ontology annotation, molecular function: S-adenosylmethionine-dependent methyltransferase activity. The record is from RefSeq and is a predicted model, not a curated record. Bases 794 to 1609 code for a protein of 271 amino acids.
UCAUUUUAAGAGACCUGUCUUAUUUUCUCUUGCAUAUUUAGUAUUCCUCUUUAAUAAAGAAAAAGUACUUCUUAUCUGAUUAAUCGAUGGAAUAAUCGGUAGAAUACUCGAUUACUAAAAUAAUCGAUAGCUGCAGCCCUAGGCCAAGCCCAACCCUUGAAAAACAGCACCUGAGUUCAGUGAUUUGGAGGGGUGUCUUUUGACAAUAUAGUGUAUAUUGUGCAAUACUAACUCAUUUAAAUUAAAGUUAUGGUACCUACUGUAUACACAGAAACAAAAUAUUCCCAAGGGUCGAGAUAAAAGCUGAGGAACAAGUGCCCUUAUCUUGAUGAACAUCCAGGCACUGAGUGGUACACACUAUAUUCCUUCAAUAUACACUCACUGUCUACUUUAUUAAGCACAUUCAUGUAGUUUGUGAUAUUUUUUUUUUUGCAUUGUGCUACUGCCACAUGAUUGACUGAUUUGCUAACUGCAUGAAUGUGCAGGAUUUUCUACUAAAGUGAGCAGUGAGGGUAUCUUCUGAUAAACAGACAGGGCAGAAAUGACUAUUUCAGUAUGUAUUAAUAUACUCUAAGGAUGUGCGAUCAUCCAGUAUAAAGUAUUUAUUACACAGGAAAAUACUAGUUAACUCCGUCGCUGCUGUCGAAGGAUAUGUGAUAACCUUCAUACACAAUGUUUACCCAUGUCAUUUUUUAUCUCUGUUUUUUUUUCUGAAGUAAUGAUUAGCCAGAGCGUGAGCAGUACAAGAGCUUAAACGUGUGCUGAGUCACUCCUGGGAAGAAUCUCGAGUGCCAUGGCUCACAGGCUGUUUGAGGAGAAACACCAUGCAUCAAUUUACCAAAAGUAUCGCAUUAUUCCACCUGAUAGCGUAAUGGAGAUCAUUCUGGAGUACCUGAACAAGAAGAAAGGACCUCCUCACGAGCUUGCUGUGGACCUGGGCUGUGGGACGGGGCAGAACACUCGUCUACUGGCUCCUCAUUUCCAGAAAGUGGUGGGCAUUGAUGUCAGCGAGAGCCAGGUGGAGGAAGCCAGGGCAGUGCCAGGGUUUGCAAAUGUCACCUACAGGUCAGGUCCAGCCGAGGAGCUGCCCUUUCCUGAUGGCUCUGUGGAUUUACUGACUGCAGCAUCUGCGGCUCACUGGUUCGAUGCUGAGCGUUUCCUGAUAGAAGCAGGACGUGUGUUGAAGCCUCGCGGCUGUAUUGCUCUUCUGGGCUACACUGACGAUUUCAGCAUGCAUUAUGGCUCCUGUGGUGAGAAACUGAACAAGAUCUUUGCAGAGGUGAAGCAGGUUAUCAGACCCUAUGCUAGUCCUCGGGUGGCUAUAGCCAAUAGCAAACUGCAAGCUUUAUUUGAAGCUAUACCAUUCGCUGAAAAAGAGAGGAUUGAAAGAAUUGCAAUGAAGAUGGAGAUGACGGUCGCAGGCAUGGUCGGCUUCAUGGAGUCUUUCUCUUAUUGUCAAACCUACUUUAAGAAUGAUCCCCAAGCUGCCGCUGCUCUUUUGGAGUCAAUGAUGACACGGCUUCUCGAGCAAAUGGGCGUCUCGUCACCUGACACCAAGUUAGAGUUCACAGCGGAAUACUACAUCGUGCUGGCAUGUAAACCACAGUGAAGAGAACCACUCUGAUUUGAAGGAGGACUAACGUGAUAAUCACAGCAUAUUAUUCAUGGGCAUUUGUGCCAUUUGUUAGAAUUACAUUUGUGCACUUUUAAAUGAAUGAGUUUAUCAUUAGCAGAAAUCUAAAUGAUCUACAUCACAUUUGCACCAUAUUUACACAUAAAAUGUUAAGACCUAGCAUACUUUGUCUAUGUUAAGUCAAUCUAUAUAGAUGUCUAAUAAAUGAUUUAUUUUACA